Molecule: messenger RNA, 3690 nt
Organism: Spirodela intermedia
Lineage: Eukaryota; Viridiplantae; Streptophyta; Magnoliopsida; Alismatales; Araceae
Source: the annotation of a GenBank genome assembly
AUGAGUUCAAAAAAAGGAGGAAGCAAGACCCCGUAUGGGGCUGGUGGGGGCUUUUCACAACCAAAGGGAAAGGGACUCGAAGGCUCCAGGUCAGCAGAGAACGAUUCAAGAAUCGACCAGCUGUGCCAUGGCAUGGCAUCUAUGAACGCAGACAAUGCACAGGACGGUGAAUGGGAGUGUGCAAAGAGGUCCAAGAAUCGUGGUGGUAAUGCCGCCAGAGAGCGGGCUUUAUCAUCUCAUGUUUCUAAAGCAUGGGUUCCUUCAGAAGCAGCUCCAAAGACGGGCAUGACUUCUAAUCUUGGGACAGGAAAGCCUGUUGGAAAAAGUUGGGCACAUGCUGUUGAAACUAGAAACCCAGCGGGGCGAGGAAACUGGAAGCCUCACUCACUUAGUAAUGGUCGGGAAUCUCCAUACAUGGCACCACCUCCUGCUGACAUUCCUCCACCCCUUCAGCAUGGUUGGCAGUGGGCCACUAGAAGUGGUGCAUGUUCCCAAGCCAAGGCUUCCCCGGGGGGACUAAAUGAAGGGUAUAAUUCUGGCUGUGAUGGAGUAUCUGUAGAACCUGAUGGUGCUAGUGAUGAUGACGACUUUGUUGACUCUGAUGAUGAUCUUAGUGACGGGUAUGAUUCUGAUUUGAGCCAGAAAAGCCACGAGAACAGAAAGAAAAACAAGUGGUUUAAGGCAUUCUUUGAAGCAUUGGACGCCCUUACGCUUGAACAAAUAAAUGAACCGACUAGACAAUGGCAUUGCCCAGCCUGUCAACAUGGCCCUGGUGCUAUUGACUGGUACAGAGGUCUCCAACCCCUCAUAACACAUGCCAAGACGAAGGGGUCUAAAAGAGUGAAGCUUCACCGAGAGCUUGCUGAGCUGCUGGAGGAAGAACUGCAAAGGAAAGGCACUAGUGCUGUACCAAUUGGUGAAGUAUUUGGCAAAUGGAAGGGUUUGAGUCAGACUACAGCUGACCACGAGAUAGUUUGGCCUCCUAUGGUUGUCGUCAUGAACACCAUACUUGAGAAGGAUGACCACGAUAAGGUAGUUUGUUUUGCAUUACACCUCAAGAGCAAUAUUAUGAUCCCUGUGGCUGUCUAGAGAUUACGAAUAGUUUAUCUGAGCUUUCAUUCGUUUUUAACGAAACCGCAAGUCAUCACUGUGGUGGGGCUGCAUUAUUUCUUAAUGUAGUUGCCGGAAAUCCUGUUCGACUGCAACAUGCAUCCAGUUGCCCCCUUUUUUUUUUGUUUGUUGAAGUGUUUCUAAUAGUCCUUAAUGAUUUAUGGAGAAUUAUUUCUAUUUUAAUAUUAAUUUUUUGGAUUUUGACUCGACAGCACCAUGAGAAUCAUUUAUUUCCUAUGCCGAGCGAUAAGAAAAAAAAAUUACGACUUGGUGACUUAUGAUAGUACAGUAAUGAUCGUGCUUAGUUUAUUACGUUUACUCUAUUUUUUUCGAUCCAUUGUUGGUGGAAGAUCUCGAUAAUGAUUUGAAUAUUUGUGGAGUAUUUUAUAAGUGCGUUCACUGUGACCAUAAUUGUUUCUUGAACCUAUGUGCCUGUAUGAUUGUGAAGUUGCAAGAAAGAAGUAGACAACAAAGUUCGGGCUGUCUAUAGCUAAUCUAUUAUUUGGCUAAUCAUAAAAAAAAACUGGAACCAACGAAGUUUCUAUUUUAAUAUGAUGAAAUCUGCAAUAUCACGUUCGAAAUUGGUCAGAUUGAAGGAUCUAUUUACACAUUAUAUGUAAUGUUUUUCUCUUGAAUGUCACUAGAUUUUCUUUGGCCUAGACUAGAUUGGGGUUGGUAGUCGUCAGGUGGUUCAUGUUGUUAGAAAAUUAACUUAGACUGUGCAUGUCUCUUUCAUCCUCCAAUCUCACUCUGUAUCGGGGUCUGUGGGAGUUCUGAAGGCUAUUAAUAAUGUUGCAUUGGAACGGCAUCACUAGUAAGUCUGUCUAGUAGGCUUAUUACAAUACUUCUAAAUUUUCUGUUUGGAACUGUAGAAAUAUCCUUUUUUCUUCCUACAUGAUCAGCCUCUCUCUCUCUCGCUUCCUGGGUUGAUAACACAGGCAUGUUCUAGCCAGCUUCACUAUUUCCUCAUGGCUCACUUUGUUUUUAGGACCAUCCCCGCGGAUGUCUUUGUGUUUGAGUUGGUAUUCUUUGUUCUGGCCAUGAUGUGCAGUGGAUCGGGAUGGGUAAUCAGGAACUUCUCGAUUAUUUCCGAGCAUAUGAAGCUGUGAAGGCUCGACAUUCAUAUGGCCCCCAGGGCCACCGCGGGAUGAGUAUCUUGAUAUUCGAGGCAUCGGCCAUGGGCUAUGUGGAAGCUGAACGUCUGCACAAGCACUUUGUAGACGAAGGAACCGACAGGGAAGCCUGGGAGCGCCGUAGAAGGCUGUUCUACCCGGGAGGACAACGCCAGCUCUAUGGUUUUUUGGCUUCUAAGGAAGACAUGGAUUGCUUCAACCAGCACUCUCAAGGUAUUAUUUUUACUUUAUAUACGUAAACUUGUCUAUGUUGGUUUCCUCCACGAGGUUAUAACAUCUUUGUAGCCCAUGCUAGCAUCACAAUCCUUGCCGCUCUUUUUCCUAUUUCUUGGCCUUUUAUUUAGUUGUAAUGGGACUCUGUUAGGUAAAUCCCGACAGAAGUUUGAGAUGAGAUCAUACCAAGAGAUGGUCGUGGGGCCGAUGAAGCAGAUGAGCGAAGAUAAUCAGCAAUUAGUCUGGUAUAAAAACAAGGUUGAAAAGCAGCAGCAGCGGUCGAAGACCCUUGAAGAGUCUGUGGGACUGUUCAGUCAGAAACUGCGCCAGACGAAUGAAGAAAACAAGAUCGUGAGGCUUCGAUCCAAAGAGCAGCACGAAGAAAACAAGGCAGAGGUACUGCCGUGAAGCAGAGAACCGAUCAUUUUUCGCAUUCAUUUAUUUUUCGUAAUUAACUGGUCCCUUAGCUACCCUAAAUGAAGGUAUGGGCGACAAAAAAAAAUGUUUUUAAUUUAUAUAACUGUGACGCCAUCUGUUCGAAGCAAUAUCUGUUGAGCCUCUAAUGCUUCAGCGUUUUGCUAAUCAGCCGUUACUACUUCACUGACUAUGAUACUCCAGAAUUUCCUUUUGGCUGAACUUAAUUAAAAAUAUAUGGGCCUUCCAUUUAAUGUUUUUUUCUCAUGGGUGUGCGAAUUAUGGCGUGUAGAUGGAUCAACAAGAUCGCUUCUUUAAGGAGCAAAUGGAUAAGGUCCACAAGACCAUUGAGGAGAAGGAAAGAAUUUUCGAGAAGCUGCUCCAGGAGGAGCGCUCCAAGGCCAGACAAGCAUUUCUGGAUUCGGAGACGAAGCAGGAGCAGGGCCCCGGGUACUAUAUUUUCUUCCGAUCUUGAAGGGUAGCGAUCAUCUGGUCCCGUUAUCCAAUAAUUUCUUCUCUCUGUUGGGGAUUCUCACGAUGACGACAUGGUGAAUCUGUGAGCUUUCCCCUUGCUGAGCGGUGGAUUUCCGAUCUCAGGAGAGUGGAUAUCGCUCAUAUCAUCGAUGGCCAGGAGAAGGAAGUCCAAGAGUUCCUUGCGGAGAGAGAGAAGCUCGAACGGGCUCAUGAAGAUAGGAAGGCGGAGAUGCGGCGAAGGCAUCUGGAAGAAGAGAUCAAUCUGGAGAGGGAGUUUGACCACGCCCUCACAAAGCUGAUGGAGAAGUACACUCCCGGAGCCUUCGAGGCGGCCCGCGACGAUUGA